AUGACUUUAUCCACUUUUGAUGGCAGUGGCUCCAUUAGUGCAUUAGCGUGGGUUCAUAAGUUGGACAUAUACCUAUCCUUGAAAUCCAUGGCUGCAAAUGAAGCCAUUCAAUUUGUUGUCCUGCAUUUCGAGGGUGUUGCAUAUGCUUGGUGGCACCAUGGAUUAGUCACUCAGAAUCAUGCCCUUAUUCAUUUAUACCCAAAGUUCACAGAGAGAUUGAUUGCUAGGCUUGACAUGAAAGAUGUGGAACUUUACUACGAAUAUUUAGCCCUCCUGAAACAGUUGGGACAUGUGGAGUCUUAUAUUAAUGAAUUUCAGUGUAUAGCAGUGAUGGUGCCUGAGAUGCUUGAUAGGAGGGUAGUAAUACUUUUCAUAGAGGGUCUUCAUGAGAGAUAUCGUGGUUUAGUUAAGGCUUUGAAGCCUAAGACUUUACAGGAAGAUAUACAACUUACAUUGGACCUUGAUACCUCUCCUCCACCUUCUACAGUUCAACAGAACAUGAAAUCUUCUGAAGGUUCUAAACCUUCUCAGAGUUCAUCUUCAUAG
Messenger RNA from Cryptomeria japonica (Japanese cedar), 546 nucleotides. RefSeq lists its product as uncharacterized. The coding region runs from base 1 to 546 and encodes 181 amino acids. Lineage: Eukaryota; Viridiplantae; Streptophyta; Pinopsida; Cupressales; Cupressaceae. The transcript has a single exon. The record is from RefSeq and is a predicted model, not a curated record.